CAUACCGUUUGCUUGGUUCACAACUCAAAUUCUUCUUAACUAAGUUUGGUUUGGGAGAGUAAUGCCAUCUUUGUACCACAGCUUCAGUAAGGAGGCAUUCUAUUUCUACUUAUUUAUGUAGGAACCCAUCCGCACCCGACGUAAUUAAACCGCAAUUUCCCGAAACUUAGCUCGACUGACAAUCCAGCCCCUCAACUUUCAGCAAAUCAUAUAAAUAACCCAUCAAUCAAUCAAAUGAUGAGGAAGAUCAAACGAAGAGUCAAAACCGUUAUUACGAAGCCUUUCAACAAGAAAAAGCCACCGAAAAAGCCGCCACCGCCUCCUCCCUCCCCCUCCCCGUCGCCUCCGCCCAUGCCUCCUCCGCCCUCCCCCGCGGCCUCCCGCCCCUUCAUCUUCCCCAAAACCCAAUCCCCCGUCCUCCCCGACCCCUCCCCAUUCUUCGCCCCCCACCUCCUCGCCGCCCCCCUCCCCACCAAUUCCUUCUUCCAGAACUUCACCCUCAAAAAUGGCGAUCAGCCUGAAUACAUCCAUCCCUACCUCAUCAAAUCUUCGCAAUCCUCUCUCACAAUCUGCUACCCCUCUCUAUUCAAAAAUCCCGCCUUCAUCUACCAAGUAUUCAUCGCCGAUUUAACAGUUUCCACGCUCAACAACCCAAACCCUAACUCCACUCAUGUCAUCUCCUCUUUCUCCGAUCUCAGCGUCACUCUCGAUUUCCCCUCCAACAAUCUGAGAUUCUUCCUCGCUCGAGGUAGUCCGUAUUUGACCUGCACCGUGGUGACACCAGUUUCCCUCUCGAUUUCCACCAUUCACGCCGUUCUCGAGCUCACUCCCAACAGCUCAUGCACUAGAUACAAAAUUAGGUUGAACAACAAUCAGACGUGGCUUCUCUACACCUCGUCGCCGAUUAAUCUGAACCACGACAUCAGUACGAUCACUUCUACUGUGUUCUCCGGCGUGAUUCGGAUUGCGGCAUUGCCGGUAGAUUCGCCCAAAAUUGAGUCGACUCUGGAUCAAUUCAGCUCCUGCUACGCCGUGAGGGGCGAUGCCGUUUUCACAAAGCCCUUCUCUUUGGAUUACAGAUGGGAGAAGAGAGGAUGGGGGGAUUUAUUGAUGCUAGCGCAUCCUCUCCAUCUCAGGCUUCUCUCGGAUACCGAUUGCUCUGUUUCUGUGCUAGAAGAUUUCAAAUACGACAGCAUCGAUGGGGAGCUCGUUGGUGUAGUUGGUGAUUCUUGGAGUUUGAAAACCGAUCCUGUAUCAGUAACUUGGCAUUCGAUCAAAGGAGUUGAGGAGAGCUCGUGCUCUGCAAUCAUCGAAGCUCUUAUCAAUGAUGUGCAGGCAUUGGAUGCUGGUGCAGUGACGACGCCCUCGUCUUACUUCUACGGGAAAUUAGUGGCUAGAGCGGCAAGGCUAGCAUUGAUAGCUGAAGAAGUGUCCUACACCGAUGUGAUACCGGCAAUCAAACAGUUCUUGAAGCAGACAAUCGAGCCGUGGCUAGAGGGGACCUUCGGGCCUAAUGGAUUCCUCUACGAUGCAAAAUGGGGAGGCAUUGUGACAAAGCAAGGGUCGUUGGAUUCGGGUGCUGAUUUCGGUUUUGGAGUGUACAAUGAUCACCAUUAUCAUCUUGGAUACUUUGUGUAUGGGAUUGCUGUGUUGGCCAAGAUUGACUCUGCUUGGGGGAGGAAGUACAGGGCGCAGGCUUACGCGUUGAUGGCGGAUUACAUGAACAUGAGCAGGCGGGAGAACUCAAACUACACACGGUUGAGAUGCUUCGAUCUGUGGAAGCUGCAUUCUUGGGCAGGAGGGCUGACAGAGUUUGCAGACGGGCGCAAUCAAGAGAGCACGAGCGAGGCUGUGAAUGCAUACUACUCCACAGCUCUGAUGGGGCUGGCGUAUGGGGAUAGCCACCUCGUUUGGAUUGGUUCGACUAUAUCAGCUUUGGAGAUUCUUGCUGCAGAGACAUGGUGGCAUGUGAAGGAGGAUGGGAAGAGUUUGUAUCCAGCUGAGUUUGCUAGAGAUAAUAGAGUUGUUGGAGUGUUGUGGGCUAGUAAAAGGGAUAGUGGGCUGUGGUUUGCUCCUGCCGAGUGGAAGGAGUGUAGGCUGGGGAUUCAGCUGCUGCCUUUGCUCCCAAUUAGUGAGGCACUUUUCUCCGAUGCUGGUUUCGUGAGGAAGCUCGUGGAGUGGACAAUGCCAGCGUUGGCAAGGGAUGGGGUGGGAGAGGGGUGGAAGGGGUUCGUGUAUGCGUUGCAAGGGAUGUACGACAAGGGAGGCGCGGUGGCGAAUGUUAGGAGCUUGAAGGGGUAUGAUGAUGGGAAUUCUCUUACCAAUCUGCUGUGGUGGAUCCAUAGCAGGGACCAGCAGCCAGAUGAGUGUGACAGGUUGUGUUGGUUUCGACAUUAUAGUCAUUGAGAGUUUAUGAUCUAUGUUGAGGAUCAAACAUUCAUGGUUGAAAAAAUGGUGUCUUUGGCUUGAUUCCUCCAUGUUGCAUUGGAUGUUUGUAACAGUUGUUGAAUGAGAAUGGUGCCUUUAUUAAAGGAAUAGAGUGUUGAUAGUUAUAGCCUGUGGUUAUAAUGGGCUUGUGUUUAUCAAGAAAAUGUUUAUUUUGAGAAUUUAAAAACGCGUUUGUAAUU
Salvia splendens (bonfire salvia) is the source of this 2627-nucleotide messenger RNA. Its product is annotated as probable endo-1,3(4)-beta-glucanase ARB_01444. Gene Ontology annotation, molecular function: endo-1,3(4)-beta-glucanase activity. The transcript has 2 exons. The record is from RefSeq and is a predicted model, not a curated record. NCBI's taxonomy places the organism in Eukaryota, Viridiplantae, Streptophyta, Magnoliopsida, Lamiales, Lamiaceae. Bases 235 to 2406 code for a protein of 723 amino acids.